AUGGCUAAACGCUCUUUUGUUGCGGAGCCAGGUGACCCAAUUCCAUAUCCGCGAAAAAAACGGUAUCGUCCAGGGACGAUUGCUCUUCGAGAAAUCAGAAAAUACCAAAAAACGACGGACCUGUUAAUCCAACGGCUUCCAUUCGCCAGACUUGUCCGUGAAAUCUCAUCUGAAUUUGUCGCAAACUUUGCAACCGACAUCGGCUUGCGUUGGCAGUCAACUGCAAUUCAGUGCCUCCAGGAAGCUGCAGAGGCUUUCCUCGUGCAUCUCUUUGAGGACACGAAUCUGUGUGCCAUUCAUGCAAAACGCGUAACAAUUAUGCAACGAGACAUGCAACUUGCUCGACGUAUUCGAGGAUCCUAA
This is a messenger RNA of Schizosaccharomyces japonicus yFS275, 363 nucleotides long. RefSeq names its product centromere-specific histone H3 CENP-A. The record is from RefSeq and is a predicted model, not a curated record. Gene Ontology annotation, biological process: chromatin organization. Gene Ontology annotation, molecular function: DNA binding; protein heterodimerization activity; structural constituent of chromatin. The transcript has a single exon. The coding region runs from base 1 to 363 and encodes 120 amino acids. Lineage: Eukaryota; Fungi; Ascomycota; Schizosaccharomycetes; Schizosaccharomycetales; Schizosaccharomycetaceae. Gene Ontology annotation, cellular component: chromosome; chromosome, centromeric core domain; nucleosome.